AGCGUGGUGUGGCGGUUCCUCAGGUAUAAGCCACGUGGUUUGGGUCAUUUCGGAGCAUUCCACCUCUUUUGCAUUUGGUGAAGGACUGAAGCUAACCGCUACCGGCAAAACCUGAACAAAAAUGGCAAAGCCAAGGGUCUUCUUCGACAUUACCGCCGAUGGUGCACCACUGGGGCGUAUUGUUAUGGAGCUCCGAGCUGAUGUUGUCCCCAAGACGGCAGAGAACUUCCGCGCCCUAUGCACUGGAGAGAAGGGUUUUGGGUACAAGGGUUCGUCCUUCCACCGUGUCAUUACUGACUUCAUGUGCCAGGGAGGUGACUUCACCCGGGGAAACGGCACCGGAGGAAAGAGCAUCUACGGCGAGAAGUUUGCAGAUGAGAACUUCCAGCUGAAGCACACUGGUGCGGGUGUCCUGUCCAUGGCUAAUGCUGGCCCCAACACCAAUGGUUCACAAUUCUUUCUGUGUACUGUAAAGACAGCAUGGCUGGAUGGCAAGCAUGUUGUGUUUGGGAGUGUCGUGGAAGGAAUGGAUGUGGUGAAGAAGGUAGAGGGCUAUGGAAGCAGCAGUGGAAAGACCUCCAAGAAGAUUGUCAUCGCUGAUUGUGGUCAGCUGUAAUGGGCACUGGCACAGUCCCUUUUUCCUAUCAUGCUAGAGUUCAAUUCAGAGGGUCCCAUACAUGUAUGUCUCUACUAGGGUCCAAUCAUGAUAUUGUAGACAAAGUUGCAAUGCUGUAUGUGUAGCUGUACAGUUCUCUCCAUACCCCUCAUGUACACCUGACAUAUGUAUGCUGUCUUGUAGGUCAUCACCAAGUGCAGGGUUGGUCAUAACCAAGUGUAGGCUUAACACAACAGAUAAGAUAGAAAAUAUGGACUAAUUUGCUCCUACCUUCUAUGAUACUGAGUAACACAUUAAACAGUGAAACCUUCAAACCCACUAGUGCACAUAAGCUUGUCCCACAUCUCUACAUAGAAAGUAAAAUCAACUAAUGAAUAGUAGGCUCAUGCAAUCCAUGCAGUCAGGAUUAACAGGCUGGAGACUUUCCUCCGUAUCAUCCUCUCCUUAUUUGUCUGGAUAACCAAUUUUAUGUCAGAAAUGUUGAGAUUUUGAUGUAUUUUUGCUCUCGUUUCACCUGUGUAUAGACACCAAACAUGAGAGUGUACCUGAUGGCAGUGGAACAUAACUGUGCAAUCUUGUACUUCAGUAUCAUGUUAGAAGAGGAGUAGUAAUAAUCAACCUCCUUCCAUGUAUGGAGUUUUCAAAAACUUCAUUUCAAAUGGAAACAGUACAAGACAGUUUAGAUCCCACCCCUGCCCUAUGUUCAGUGGAUGUUGUGUCGUACCCAUUGAGCUGCCCUUUGUGUUCCUAAUCAAUUCACUGUGGCUCAUUAAACUUUCUAUCACCCCACAGAA
Branchiostoma floridae (Florida lancelet) is the source of this 1410-nucleotide messenger RNA. RefSeq names its product peptidyl-prolyl cis-trans isomerase-like. Gene Ontology annotation, cellular component: intracellular membrane-bounded organelle. The record is from RefSeq and is a predicted model, not a curated record. Gene Ontology annotation, molecular function: peptidyl-prolyl cis-trans isomerase activity. Bases 122 to 616 code for a protein of 164 amino acids. NCBI's taxonomy places the organism in Eukaryota, Metazoa, Chordata, Leptocardii, Amphioxiformes, Branchiostomatidae. Gene Ontology annotation, biological process: protein folding; protein peptidyl-prolyl isomerization. The transcript has 5 exons.